ACAGGAAAGGGAACUAACGACAAAAGACUGAAAGCAAGAAGCAGUUGUUAAAAAAAAAAGCUUCCUUCAGAGCGGAACAACAAACGUCCAGCUACCUGAGGCUCCGAAAAACCGGGCAGAUUGGUGAACUCAGAGGGAGAUUUCCGAGCACACCAGUCACUGGCAAGCUGAACAUGACAUUUAAACUGAAUGAAGGACACCUACAUCCCAUGAAAUGAAUGAUAAAAGCAUGCUGUUUCCAGGCAAGGGGGCCCAGGGCAGGUGUGGAAUUCUCAGAAUGGCUCAAGGAUGUUUGAAGACACUGAAAUAUAUGCUGUUUGCGUUCAAUUUAAUAUUUUGGAUCUGUGGAUGUAUUAUCAUGGGAUUGGGAAUCUACCUGCUGAGGUUGAAUAACUUUGGAGCAUUGCUCUCCAGCCUACCAUCUCUCUCCAUAGCCAACAUCCUGAUUGUUGUGGGAACGGUCACCAUGGUGGUGGCUUUUCUGGGCUGCAUGGGAGCGAUCAAGGAAAACAAGUGCCUGUUAUUGUCAUUCUUCAUCCUGCUCCUCCUGAUCCUUCUGAUUGAAGUCACGGCUGCCAUCAUUCUCUUCUUCUAUGAAAGCCAGAUAACCAGUUACAUCGAAAAUGACAUGAAAGAUGCUUUGAAGAAUAAAAACAACACCGGAAUUUUGGAAGCUUGGGAUGGAAUCCAGAAACAGCUGCAGUGCUGUGGUGUUACUAACCACACUGACUGGGGAGACACUGUGCCAAAGUCCUGCUGUGUAAAAGAAAAUAGAAACUGCACCUAUUUCCAAAAGGGUUGCUUCAUCCAGGUCCAACAAUGGUUUGAGGCCAACUUUUUAAUUCUCGGAAUUGCUGUCAUCUGUGUGUCAAUUGUCCAGGUACUCGGCAUGUCAUUUGCUAUGACCAUGUACUGCCACAUCUGUAAUAACUACAAGUCCUAUGACAAUUGAGCUGGUGCUGUUUCUCCCAGAGAGGAAACCCCAUCAUGUGGGAUUGUAAAUGUAUCCAUGAUUGUAGGUUCUGCUCUUAUGAAGACUGACACUUUGCUCAUUUCCUGCUGCCACCUGUUAACAGAUGGUACAAGUUUCAACUGUAUGAACUGGGUCCUCCUGCGGUGCCACAUCUCUGGUACAUCUACAGCACCUGUCAAUCUCUCGCUUUGGACUUCAAUAACAGCUCUUCAAGGAAUCAAAUCAAACUGACUACUUUGCCUUCUCCUGUCUGUUUUGUUGAGGAAGUUUGGAGUUUAAUAGCCCUGCAUUUCACUGUCUUCCAGAGUAAUGGGCAGGCCCUCUCUGUCGUGGCAGGCAUCAAUGGGAAAUUCAACAACCAGAGCUCUCAAUGCUAUAUAGAAUAGACAGGAUACAGAGCACAGAAACAAGCCAGUAUUUAUGCUCCACACAAACCCCCUCCCAGCCCUCUUUAUCUCAUUCUGUCAACCAGAUUCCUUCUAUUCCUCUCCUUCACAUACUCAUCUAGAUUCCUUUUAAAAGCACCUGUACUAACUGCUCCUUCUGAUAGCAAGUUCCAAAUUCUAGCUACUCCAACCAGUAAACAAAUUGCCCUUUUGGAUUUAUUAAUGAUUGUCUUUGAUUUAUGGCUCCUAGUCUGGUCUUGACCAGAAAUGGAAACACCUUGCCUAUGCCUAUCCUAUCAGAUCCAUCCAUCAACCUAAAGUCCUCAAUCAGGUCAUCUCUCUUUUCGGCCUCUCUUUUCUAGAGAAAAGAGCCCCAGCCCAUUCAUUCCCUCCUGAUAGUUAUAACUCUCAGUUCUGAUAUCAUCCUUGUAAAUCUUUUUUCACUUCCUCCAAUGCCACUACAUCCUUUCGACAAUAUGGAGACCAGAACUGUACAGAGUGCUCCAAAGUGAUCUAACCACGGUUUUAUAGACGCUUAACAUAACUUAUCUGCUUUCCAAUCCUAUCGCAGUAUCAAUGGGCCCCAAUAUUCUUGGCCUUAUUAGCCUAUGUUGCUAGUUUUAAUGAUUUGUGUAGCCCUUCCUUUUGUUCUAUGCACCAUUUAGACUUUUGUUUUCCUUAGGGAAUAAGUUAAUUCAUCUUAUCAAAACGGGUCAUCUCACACUCUCAGAUAUUGAAUUUAAAUUGCCAUUCACCUGUCCGUUCUGGAGUUUCAUCUCCCUGAAAAUGGAAGGAGUCAGUCACUGCCAUUCGGACUUUGCUGACAGCCGCUCUUGGCUGUGGGCCAGAUACAGCCAGAGAGGAGGGUUAUAUUUGCAGGAAGUUUCCAUAUAAAUUAUCCACAUGAGUGGCUCCAAAAUGGAAAUGAUCUUUUAGGGCAGGACAGACACAGCUCUGGCAGAAUGCUGAGAUGUUAUAUUGUUGUCUUGAGUUGGCUGAUUGAAUUUGCCAACAAUUCCAACAGCGUCUGAAGGAGCUCAUUGGUUGUGAGUGCUUUGAGAUGUCCUGAUGAGGUGAAAGGCACAAGAUAAAUUCCUUGUUUUCUUCAACCUGGAGAUCUGUCUGGCCUUGUGCGUCAGCAGCUUGUCAUUGAUUGGGUUAGUACCAACAUACCCUCUAAUUGUUUUUGAAGUGUGUGGUCCAUUUGUUUAACUGUGAAGGCCCUUUAAAUAUUUUUGUAUGGCCACAUACUUGCAGUAACUUGUACAUGGCCUGUGCCGGAUCUUCCACACAAAUUGAAGAGAACGUUGGUUGGGGGACUGUAACCUAUCUAAUAAGCAGGACAUUUCUCAGCUCUAGACUGUGUUACCAACCAUGAAGGAUUGUCUUAGACUUUGAAUCUCUGGGAAGUAAAGAUUACCUCUGCAAACUAUUUGUAGCAACCCAGGAGAAAGAUUACAGGGACUUUGAAGAAAAGUGAAUUUCCAUUUGUUUGAUUAAUAAAAUAAUGAAGAUGGAGGAAGGGGCUGGGUGGGGCAGUUGAAGAUGGGCGGUCAUGUGAUGAAAUCUCCAGGAAUAUGGCAAACCAGAGUUGGCAACCCUACUCUUGAAAACUAGCCAUCUUGAAAACUUGAGAAUCCGACACUUUCCUAUGGAGUGUCUUGCACAUGAACUUUCACAAAGCUCAACAAUAGGUUCACAUUUGUCGAUCCUUCAAGCUCACUUCAACUCGGCUGUUGAUAAUAACAUUUUGAAAAUAGCUGAACAUUGCACAUUCAAAGGCAAUGAGGGGUGCUCUCCCGAUAAUGUAACUAGGGGUGAAGGGUCACCAGCCUGUCGCCACCUGGAGGUACUACCUGGAGCAUGAAUGUUCGAUGCUAGUUUGUCCCAAAGCAGUGCAUUUUGGCUGCAUUACAAAUAAUUGAGAGGUCAAUCAGUAGAAAGGCCCAUGAAGCAGCAAUAAUGGGUCAUUUCCCCAACCAAUUUUCAAAAUAGAAUUGAGGAUAAGAUGGGAGAGUACCAGAAGGAUUAGCUUUAAUGGGCUGGAUGGCCUUUUCUCAGUUUUGGCUGUUCUUGCUUUGCAGCUGUAAAGUAUUAUAAAGGAGUCUAGGUUUUAAGAAUUAAAAUACUACAGCAUAGCAGGUUAGAGGUAAGAGCUGAACUGUGUUUUCCAAAUUCUCUAUGUUUAAUAGACUGUUAAUCUAAUACAACCAAAGCCAGUUACAUCCCAAUAUUCAAUUAGAUUUUAAAAAAUGCUUCUGCUGUAGUUCCAUGGGCUGGUUGUACACAUUUAAUUGAUCCAACAGGGCUUUAGUAUUUAAAUAUGGUUUCAAAAUAAUGUGUUUCAACCACUUAAUCCCAAGUGUAGAUCAGUUUGAGAAUACAGUGGCAAUCACUCAUUUUAAUGACCUGAAUCCAAUUAGUUACACAUAGCAACAAGGCAGAAAGUGCAAAAGAUAUUAUCCAAUCCUUUGGAGAACAGCCAAUCAUGUCUUGAAAUGUCUGCUCCUACGCUUUUUGCUCACUAUUCUACGAUUCCACCUUAAGGCAGUUCUUCACGGCUGCAUGUAAUGUCACCUCUAUUCCCAGUCAGAAUGGAGAUGAUUAAGCAACUCACUAGUCAAUCAUACAGACACUGCUGUAAAUGACUGUGAUUAUAUUCUGUAACUAUCCUCUAUUCACUGCAAUUUGUUGGAGAUAGCAUCCUGCUUUUAUCAAGAGAAUUUGCUGCAAUUUCAGUCACAAGUGUCUUUCUAUUUCAUAGACGUAUUUUUCAGUUAAACUCUGUAGUCUGUUUGCUGUAGUGCACUCUUUAAACAACAGGCAUUCAAUUCUGAGGAAAUAAACUUUAUUUGCUGUAAAAA
Molecule: messenger RNA, 4223 nt
Organism: Carcharodon carcharias (great white shark)
Lineage: Eukaryota; Metazoa; Chordata; Chondrichthyes; Lamniformes; Lamnidae
Product: leukocyte surface antigen CD53-like
Exons: 9
Coding region: 215-952 (245 amino acids)
Cellular component (GO): membrane
Source: RefSeq, a predicted model, not a curated record